Molecule: messenger RNA, 648 nt
Organism: Ilex paraguariensis (yerba mate)
Lineage: Eukaryota; Viridiplantae; Streptophyta; Magnoliopsida; Aquifoliales; Aquifoliaceae
Source: the annotation of a GenBank genome assembly
AUGGAGAUGGAGAUCAGAGAUACAUUGACGACAUCGUUUGAAGCCACAAUAACAGGGUCGCAGAUGAAAUUGGGCAUUGGCGAUACCUUGUCAAGGUCUGGCAAAGAUCCACCCAUGGUGGCGCCAAUCAUUAAGGGCGAUGACCAGCUCCACGGGGGUUGCACUAGAAAUGAGGUAGACUCCAGCACUAAGUGCAAUAGAUGGCUAGGCAACACCAACAGAGAAGAGGAGGGCGAUGCCUGGGCAGAGGCAGCGGAGGCUAGGAAGGCGCUGUUUUUUGUGGUUUGGUAUCUGGAAAGGGCGAAGCCAAUGGGCGUCCCGCAGGAGGUGGUCGAUAGUUUGGGUGACAUGCUUGACGUUGAAGACGACCAUGGUGACGCUGUUGGCGUGACUGGUGGCUUGGACAGCGCCCCAAGAGCUGCUGAUGGAGGUAGAAGUAGCGUUGACACUAUGGGCGGCGAUCUUGUCCACACAAGGCAAGGAGGCAAGGCCUUAGGUGCAAGCUACGCGUUGGGUGUUGGUACAAGAGGCACACGUGAAGUGCUGAAUGACCUGGCCUUAGGUGCCCACUCUGAGAAAGGCGUAAAAAAGGGUACUACACCAGAUUUAGAGCGAGGCAAGAGAAUUGCAAACAAUGAUGGUUCGAAG